Lepus europaeus (European hare) is the source of this 2597-nucleotide messenger RNA. It is a transcript of the gene MYRIP, whose product is annotated as myosin VIIA and Rab interacting protein. Gene Ontology annotation, biological process: intracellular protein transport. The record is from RefSeq and is a predicted model, not a curated record. NCBI's taxonomy places the organism in Eukaryota, Metazoa, Chordata, Mammalia, Lagomorpha, Leporidae. Gene Ontology annotation, molecular function: actin binding; myosin binding; small GTPase binding. Gene Ontology annotation, cellular component: cortical actin cytoskeleton. The coding region runs from base 1 to 2547 and encodes 848 amino acids. The transcript is spliced from 16 exons.
AUGGGGCGGAAGCUGGACCUGUCAGGUUUGACUGACGAUGAAACUGAACAUGUUCUCCAGGUGGUUCAGAGAGACUUCAAUCUUCGCAAGAGAGAGGAAGAACGACUCAGUGAGAUGAAGCAGAAGCUGGAUGAGGAAGGCAGCAAGUGCAGCAUCCUCUCGAAGCACCAGAAGUUCGUGGAGCACUGCUGCAUGCGCUGCUGCUCGCCCUUCACCUUCCUCGUCAACACCAAGCGCCGGUGUGGGGACUGCAAGUUCAACGUCUGCAAGAGCUGCUGCUCCUACCAGAAGCGUGAGAAAAGCUGGGUCUGCUGCGUCUGCCAGCAAGCGAGGCUUCUGAGAACACAGUCUCUGGAGUGGUUCUACAACAACGUGAAGAGCCGCUUCAAGCGGUUCGGCAGCGCCAAGGUCCUGAAGAACCUGUACCGGAAACACCGGCUGGAGAGCGGCGCCUGCUUCGACCUUCUCGGAGGAGGAUUGUUUGAGUCAAAUCUGGAGAAUGAAGGAAGCAUUUCAGGAAGUGACUCAACAUUUUAUAGGCAGUCAGAAGGACACAGCGUGAUGGACACCUUGGCUGUCGCCCUGAGGGUGGCUGAAGAAGCCAUUGAGGAAGCCAUCUCCAAAGCAGAAUCCUAUGGGGACAGCCUGGACAAGCAGAACGAGGCCAGUUACCUGCGGGACCACAAGGAGGAGCUAACGGAGGAGUUGGCCACGACCAUCCUGCAGAAGAUCAUUCGAAAGCAGAAGAGCAGAAGUGAGCAGCAGGUGGAAGACGAGCCCCCGAGCUGCAGCCUGCAGGCAGUGGACAGCGGCAGGAUGGCCUCCCCAGGAGCCCGCCAACCUCCUGCCACCCUCUGGCGGUCCCAGUCUGCCUUCUCCAUCACCGGAGACGAGGCCCUGAAGACUUCCUCCCUGGACACCGUGUCGCAGAAGCUGCGGGCCCGGGGCCAGCAUGCAAGGGACAAGUCUGCCCUGCCCAGCUGGAAGAGCGUGGACAGACUGGAUGAAACUACCUUGGCCCCGGUUCUGCAGAGCCCCGAUGGCAACUGGGUGGCAGUAAAGGAUGGCACUCUGCCCCCCACCCGCCUGCUGGCCAAGCCCAAGAGUGGGACAUUUCAGGCCCUGGAGGAAGCCUCCAGUGUGGCGUCCGCCUAUGAUGAGAUGGGUUCCGACAGCGAGGAGGAAUUUGACUGGAGCGAAGCCCUGAGCAAGCUGUGUCCGCGGCCCCGGGGCCGGCCCAGGAACCCCCAGGCUCAGGGCUCUGCCGGCCCCUCAGCUGCCUCUCCAUGCUCCGGGAUGUCCCCCAACCCCGAGACCAUGUGCUCUGACUCCGAGACCUCCUCGGCGGGCUCUUACCGGGAAGCAGCGUGCCGGGCCAGGCUGUCCUGGCUGCAGAGGAAGGCUCCCAGGAACCCAGAGGCCGAGAAGAUGCGCCUCCAGGGAGAGCUGGACGUGAACUUCAACCCCCAGGUGGCCAGUGGGGAGACCUCAGACAGCAGUGAGCCGGAAGACGCCUCUCAGGCCACAGACCGGUGGACCAGGAGGUGGAGAAGGGCGCGCAUGGGCUCAGAGGACCUAAGCAAAGAACCACCCUCCCACAGCGCCCACACCCAGGAUCUGCACGCACACCAGGUGUCGAGUGAUAUAUCAGAGACUGAUGGCAGCAACGAGGGUCAGCGCCCCUGGACCGGCCCGGACGCCAUGGAGGAGACGCUCAGAAACAGGCUGUACGAGUUAGCGAUGAAAAUGAGUGAAAAGGAGACUUCUUCCGGGGAGGACCAGGAGUCUGAGCCCAGGACGGAAUCCGAGACCCAGAAGGAAAGUCUGUCUUCUGAGGAGAACAGCCGGAGCGUCCAGGAAGAGCUUAAGAAGAAGUAUUCUGCUGUUUCUCUCUGCAACAUCUCCACAGAAGUCCUCAAAGUCAUCAACGCCACAGAGGAGCUCAUAGCAGAGUCUGCAGGGCCCUGGGAGUCCCCGCCCGCCCCUCCUGACAGAGAGAAGGACACGUUUCCUCUCGGGACAGACCAAGUGCGACUGGAUGAGCAGCUGACUUCCCUGGAAGAGAACGUCUACCUGGCAGCAGGCACUGUGUACGGGCUGGAAGGCCAGCUAAGCGAGCUGGAAGACGCCGCGCGCUGCAUCCACAGUGGCACUGACGAGACGGAGCUGGCGGAGCUGGAGGACCAGGUGGCCACGGCUGCAGCCCAGGUGCACCAUGCUGAGCUCCAGAUUUCGGACAUCGAGAGCCGGAUUUCAGCCCUGACCAUUGCAGGCUUGAACAUCACGCCCUGUGUGCGCCUCACAAGAAAACGGGAACAGAGGCAAAGGAGCCAGGUUCACACCAUAGAUACAUCAAGGCAGCAAAGGAGGAAGUUGCCUGCCCCGCCAGUGAAAGCUGAAAACAUUGAGGCAUCUUCCAUGAGCACCAUUAAAACGUUUAACCACAAUUUCAUUCUCCAAGGCUCCUCCACAAAUAGGACUAAGGAACGGAGAAGCACCUCUGCAGAGCUGAUGGAGCCCACCCUGGAGUCUGCUGUGAUGUACUAAGCCCACGGAACCCCACUGCCAGUGACCCACUGCCUCUGGCCGUACACGAC